AUGUCGUACAAUGGAAUAGGACUCAAAUCGGCGAAAGGGUCAUCUACGUCGGGCCACGUGCAGAGGUCACUUGCCAGCAGCACAAAUAGGCGCAGGCCACAAGGUAGUGAGCAGCAGCAGCGCCCAAAGGCGAUUAAUAAGGCCAGCCAUGGCAGGGUGAACAGGCCCCUAGCAGUGCAGAAACAUAUGGAAACGCACAUGCAGAAACGUGAGAUCGAGCUGCAAGUUAGCAAACUACGUGAUCGGCUGGAGGACGACGAAUCGCUUCCGGAAGAGCAAAUCGACGCACAGUGUGAGACAUUGAGAGCAAAGCUGACGAGCGAAUGGAAAGAAGAGCAGCGGAUCUCUUCUUUGUACACCUCUCGUAAGGCGCGGCUGGCUGAAGAACAGCAACUACAAGAGUAG
Molecule: messenger RNA, 405 nt
Organism: Saccharomyces kudriavzevii IFO 1802
Lineage: Eukaryota; Fungi; Ascomycota; Saccharomycetes; Saccharomycetales; Saccharomycetaceae
Gene: CWC21
Product: U2-type spliceosomal complex subunit CWC21
Exons: 1
Coding region: 1-405 (134 amino acids)
Source: RefSeq, a predicted model, not a curated record